Messenger RNA from Paramecium sonneborni, 9744 nucleotides. Lineage: Eukaryota; Ciliophora; Oligohymenophorea; Peniculida; Parameciidae. The record is from the annotation of a GenBank genome assembly.
AUGUCUUUCUUCUAGUCUUAAGAAUUUGAAGAUUAGGAUGAACAUGAAUAAAUGCGAUAUGUGGUAAUGCCAGUAAAAUUUAUAAUUAGAAAUCCCCAAAUCAGUUGCAACUAAAAUCUCGAUUGUAUGAUCGAGGAGGUUAGUAAAAAAGACCUGUCACUAGAAAUUAACAAUAAGUAUUUCAUAUACUAAACAUAUAGUUAGUGCCUAAAUUGGUUGCUCAAUAAAGUAAAUAAAAGUUAGACCCACUCCGAAUGACCAUGGGAACAACCUUCAAAUAAAAUGUUGAUGAGCUCUAUAGAACUAAGUACCUUGUAGAUAAAUUAUCUGGUAAGUUCUAAAUAGAUUAAAAAUACUUGGCCAUAAUGCCAGAAGAGGAACGUAACUACUUAAUGCGAAAAACUGGUAUGAGUUCACUUGGAUCUCGUUUUAAACUCAAACCUCUUGAUUCUGAUCCACGUAUUUAAAGUCCAUUUAAAGAAACUUUGGCACAUGAUGAAGAAUUUGGCGUUACUGAAAAAGAAACUAAAUCUAAGUUGGAUAAAUACAUUGACUUGAUUCUCAGUAAUACUACAAGUGUUGAUGAAUACAUUUAUCUUGUAAGAGAAGAAGAUGAUGGCUAAGAUGAUCCUUAUAUGUUAGCAGUUGUAGAUUAUAAAACCAUUAAAGGAGAUGAUAAGAAAACUGAAAUCAAAGAGUAUUACACUAUUUCAAGAAAAGGAUUAUGUCAUUAUAUAAAUGGUAAACCUACUGAAUUCAUACCACUUAGAAAUUGGUUAAGAGAAAGGCAAACCUAUCAUUAAAUUAAAUCAUUAAAAUUCUUUACCAAAUUUAGAAAAUGGAAAACCCUUAAAAUGUGGAAAAGCAAUGUCAUUAAACAUAAAACUAAAACAAUUUAGAAUGCACUUCUGGAUAAGUAUUUCUUAUUAAAUCCAAUAAUGAGAGAAACUUUACUUACUGUAAGAAAAAACACUUAUGAUAUGAUGGAAACUUGUCGUUUCAUAGGAUUUGAAACUGCCCAUUAAUUAACUAUGAGUGAUAGUACAUUUACUUUAGAAUAGUUUAAAUAGUUAUAAGAUUAAUACAGAAAUAAAGUAAGUGGAAAAAUUAGAUCUUAUUCUCAAGCAUGUAGAAAGGUAGUUCAAAGUGGAUAUGAUAAAUCAUUGGAUAUUCUUAGAAAAUAAAAUUAUGUACCUUAAAAUGAUGAAUAAUUUGGUGGAAAUGCUCCAAGAGAUACUGGAACUAAUGUAUUUAGAACUAGAGAAAUAGCAUAUGAAACUCUUUAAUUUCCAGAUAGUAUGACUUAUGAAAAAAGAUCAUAAUUAAGAAAAGAAUGUUCAAAAUUCUUACGUUUCUCAUAUUUAGUUGAUUUCUUAGCUAUGGAAAGUCUUAGCAAUAUUUAUACUUUAUCAGUUCGAGAUUUGAUUGUAAAACUAAAAUCUUUAGAAUCAAUAGAAGAUUUUAAUGUUACAUUUGAAACAAGUAACAAACCUCCAAUAAGAUUUGAAGAACCUCUAUUUGUGAUUAAGUUAGAUUGUACAUUUGAUCAAGUGCCUUCAGAGGAUAUGUAAACUGAAGACAUUCCAGAAUUUAUACCUUAACCUUUUGGUAAUAGUACUGUAGAUGAUUUUCAUAUAUUAUAUCAUGCACAUUUAUAAGAGGAAAAGACAGAGGAAUAAAAAUAGGCAGAAAAACCAUAGGGAGGAAAGAAGGGGAAAGUUGAAGAUGACAGUGAAGAAGAUGAGACAGAUGGAGGAACAUAUGAUGAGAAUAAAAUAUACAAAAGGAUUGUAAUACCAAAUAUUUCAAAGCAUUGGAUUGUUAAAAAACCUUAACUUAAUACUUUUCAUGCAGAUAUUGUAAAAUGUAUAGGAGAAGGAUUGAAUGCUAUUUAAGCAUUUGAAAGAUGGAGUAGACAUAAUGAUAUGACAUAAUAUGUUGCUGUUUUGGAAGAAUGGGAUGAUAUGGUUGGUGAAGAAUGGGGACAUCCGGAAUCAAAUUAUUUAAAUCCUUCAGAUUGGUUAGAUUCAGCACCUCUUGAAACAUUUACAGGAAUAGUUAAAAAUAUUUUAGAAAAAGCAUUUGAAAGAGCUGAUAAAUAUAUUGAAAAAUAUUUUAAUAAACAUUUACUUACUUAUUGGGAAGACAAAUAAAUUAAUAUUGAUAUUUUUAAAGAUGAAAAAUUAGCACAUCCUGGAGAUACAUUUUAAUAUACAAUAGCAGUUCUAAAUAUGUAAAAGGAAUAAUUUUAGAAAGAUAUUCCUAUUGAAAGUAUGCAAGGAUUAUUUAAGAUUGAUUCAGCUGAAUUAAAAAAGAAAUUGGAACCUUUGCCAGCUGAAUUAUUAAAAUAGUUUGAUUAAUUUAUUUAACCUAUGUUAAGAGCCAGAUGCAAAGAAUUGAAAGAAUGGUUAUAAACUUCAACAGCUGCUUUGAAAGGAACAACAACUAAUAUUGAUGAAUUUGUAAAGUAGAGUAAUUCGUUAAAAUUAAUUCAAAAACAAUUAAAUAAAGUAAAAUCUAAAAUCUCACUUGUGGGUCAUAUUUAUAAUAUUCUUGAUGAAUACAAAAUAGAAGUUAAAAAGGAAGAUAAAUAGGCUUAUGUUGUAGAUAUAAUUCAAGCACAAAAUUUAUUAGAAUAAGCUAUUCAUCAUGCGGAAGAAGGUGCAGAAUCUAAAUUAGAUAGAUUUGCAAGAGAUGUUUAACAUAGCCUUAUUCCUUAAUUAGAAAAAUAGAUUGGUGCUUUGGAUGGAAUUAUUCAAGAUAAAAAAUAUAUAGAUGCUGGAUUAAGUUUAGAAUAAGCAAUUAAAGAAUUAAGUGAAUGUGAUGAACAAUGUAAAAAAUUGGAAACUGAUGCCAAAAAAUAUAGACAUUAUGAAAGUACAUUAGGAUUACCUACUUCUUAAUUUUAGAGUUUAGAAGACUUAAGAAAUGAUUUAAAUUUAAGAUAUUCUAUGUGGAAAUCUACUAAAGAAUGGAUUGAAUUGACAUAAUCUUGGAUAGAUGGAAAAUUUAUCGAUAUUAAUACAGAUGAAAUUAAAGCAAAAGGUGAAUACUAUACUAAAAUUGUGAAUAGAUGUUCAAAAGGAUUACCAGCCAAUUAAGUUUUAGAUGAAUUAAAAGAAAAAGUAUUUUCAUUCAAAGAUACAAUGCCUGUAGUUUUGGCACUCAGAAAUAGAAAUUUAAAAGAUUAUCAUUGGGUAUAGAUUAAAUAGGAGAUUUUAAAAUAAGAUUUUGAGAUAACUGAAACUUUCACUUUAAGAAAUUUGAUGGAUAUGAAGGUUGGAAUUUAUUAAGAAUAAAUCUAAGAGGUAGCUACUUAAGCCACUUAGGAAGCUGUAUUAGAUGCUUAAUUUAAUGAUAUUGAAUAGAAGUGGAAAGCUUUAGAAUUUACUUGUGUUAAUUAUAAGCCAGAGAAUCUAAGAAAUAAAGAAGUGUAUGUACUUACUGAUAUUGAUGAAUUAUAAGCAGCUUUAGAUGAUUUCUUGGCAAGUUUAAAUAAUAUUUUGGGAAGUAGAUACUUAAAAAUGUUGAGAAAGAGAGCUGAAAAGUUAUAAAAGGAUGUAUUGAUUGCUUAAGAAACAUUGGAUGAUUGGUUAUAAGUUUAAAAAAAUUGGAUUUAUUUGGAAAACAUAUUUGCAAGUCAAGAUAUAAAAACAAAACUGAAAGAAGAAAAUGCAUUAUUUGAGAAUGUUGAUAAAUAAUUCAAGGCUAUAAUGAAGAAAACAAAUUCUUAGAAAUAAGUUCAUAGAGCAAGUGGAUUAUUGGAUAAAUUUAGAGAAUAUAAAGAAACAUUAAAUAGGAUUUAGAAGGCUUUAGAAUCAUAUUUGGAAGAAAAGAGAAUGUCAUUUCCAAGGUUUUAUUUUUUAUCAAAUGAUGAGUUAUUGGAAAUAUUGGCAAAAUCAUAAGAUUUUGAUGCAAUAUAGAGAAAUUUAAAGAAAUGUUUUGAAGCAAUAUAUAGACUUGAGUAACCAGAAGAAGGUGCAAGAUCUGUAAAUGGAAUGAUUUCACCAGAAGGAGAAAAGAUUCCAUUUGUAAAAGCAGUUUCAACAAAAGAAGAAGUUGAAUUAUGGUUAAUGAAAGUAUAAGAUUAGAUGAUAGAAUCAUUAAAAAAGAGAAUGAAACAAGGAAAGGUAGAAAGUGAAACUUAAGAGAGAAAUCAUUGGUUAUUAAAUUAACCAGCAUAGGUUGUAGCUACGAUAUCCAAUCUUAUUUGGACAUAUGAUACAGAAUAAGCAAUAAAUAGUAUGGGUGAUGAUUCAACAGCAUUAUCAAAACAUUAUAAUUUAUUAUAUGAAUCAUUAAAUGGAUUAACUGCAUUGGUGAGAGGUACAUUAACUCCACUUUAACAUAAGGUGAUUGUAGCUUUGAUUACUCAAGAUGUUCAUGCUCGAGAUAUAGUGGAUGCAUUGACAGAUGAGAAUGUGAGUUCGAUCAGUGAAUUUUCAUGGUAACAAUAAUUAAGAUAUUAUAUGGAUGAGAAUGAUUUAAUAAUAGUGAGAUAGGUAAAUGCAAAAUUGAAUUAUGGAUAUGAAUAUUUGGGAGCAACAACUAGAUUGGUUAUAACAAAUUUGACAGAUAGAUGUUGGAUGACAAUUACUGGAGCUUUGAAUAUAAAAUUAGGAGCAGCUCCAGCUGGACCAGCAGGUACAGGUAAGACAGAAUCAACUAAGGAUUUAGCUAAAGCUUUAGGUAUGUUUUGUGUAGUGUUCAAUUGUUCAGAUUAAAUAGAAUAUAAAAUGAUGGGUCGUUUAUUUAGUGGUUUAGUAUAGUAAGGAGCUUGGGCUUGUUUAGAUGAGUUUAAUCGUAUUGAUAUUGAAGUACUAAGUGUCAUAGCUUAAUAAUUAUUAACAGUGAGAUAAGCAUUAAUAAGAAAAGAUUAAUAGUUUAUAUUUGUGAAUCCAGAUAAACCAAUAAAUUUAAAGGAAGAAGUUGGAGUAUUUAUUACUAUGAAUCCUGGAUAUGCAGGUAGAACUGAAUUACCAGAUAAUUUAAAAGUAUUAUUUAGACCAGUGUCUAUGAUGAUUCCUGAUUAUAAAUUAAUUGCUGAAAUUAUGCUUUAAGCAGAAGGAUUUGAAGAUGCAAAAUCAUUAUCUUAGAAGAUGACACAAUUAUAUCAAUUAAGUUCUUAAUAAUUAAGUUAGUAGGAUCAUUAUGAUUUUGGUAUGAGAGCAGUCAAAUCUGUGUUAGUUAUGGCAGGAGCUUUAAAAAGAGCAGAUAUCAAUUAACCAGAAGAUGCUGUUCUCAUUAGAGCUAUGAGAGAUAGUAAUGUACCUAAAUUCUUAAAAGAUGAUUUACCAUUAUUUUCAGCUUUAAUAAGUGAUUUGUUCCCCACUGCCAUAAUCAAAGAAGUAGAUUAUGGAGAUUUAUAAAAAUAAAUAGAGAUAUCUUUGGAUAAAAUGAAAUUAUAAAGAGUACCUAAUUUAAUAACAAAAACUAUUCAACUAUUUGAGACAUUUAAUGUUAGAUUUGGUGUAAUGUUGGUUGGUAAUACAAAUUCUGGAAAGACUUCAUGUUACAAAUGUUUAGAAAUGACAAUGAGUGAUUUAAGAAGAUUGAAUCAUCAAGAUUAAAGAUAUUAAUUAGUUACAACCUAUGUUCUAAAUCCAAAAUGUAUUUCUAUGGGUGAAUUAUAUGGUGAAGUAAAUGUAUUUACUCAAGAAUGGUAAGAUGGUUUGGCAUCUUAGAUCAUGAGAGAAGCAGCAUCAGAUGAAACUAAUGAAAAAAAAUGGGUAGUAUUUGAUGGCCCUGUCGAUGCAUUAUGGAUUGAAAAUAUGAAUACAGUCUUAGAUGAUAAUAUGAUGCUUUGUUUAGCUAAUGGUUAACGUAUUAAAUUGAGAACUUAAAUGAGAAUGUUAUUUGAAGUGUAAGAUUUAAGAGUUGCAUCUCCUGCUACAGUCAGUAGAUGUGGUAUGGUUUAUUUAACAUAAGAAGAUUUAGGAUGGUUACCAUUUGUUUAAUCUUGGGUUGAAUGUGAAUUUGGUCCAAAAGAAAUACAAUUAAAUGGAAAUACACUUAAUGUUGAAAUACUCUAACCAAAUGAAAGAAAAUAUUUACUUUCAUUGUUUGAAGAGUAUGUCAAUGAUGUUAUUACUAAAGUCAGAAAAACAUUUAAAGAAACUAUUGGAACUAAUGAUACUCAAUAAGUUGUCUCUCUUUGUAAUCUAUUGGAAGCUUUUAUCAAUGAAAAAUAUGGAUUCAAAGCAACCAUGACUGCUGAUUCUAGAAAAAGAUUCAUCUUAUAUGCUUUUACAUUUGGAUGUAUUUGGUCAGUAGGUGCCUCUAUUGAUGAUAAACAUCAUGAAGAUAUGAGUGAUUUCUUCAGAGAUCGCUUCUAGAGUAUCAUCUUUCCUAAUGUUGAUUAAGUCUAUUCUUAUUAUUUAGAUACAUCUAAUGAAUUGUCUUUCAAACAUUGGAAUGAUAAGAUUGAAGAAUUUACCUAUGAUCCAACUGAAUAGUUUUUCAAUAUGUUAGUUCCUACUGUAGAUACUGUUAGAUAUUCUUACAUCAUUGAAUAAUUGUUAUCAAUUAAUAAAAGAGUCUAUUUAACUGGACCUACUGGAACUGGCAAGAGUCAAGUCUUGGCUAAAUUAUUAGUUUAAAUAUAAGAACCUAGAUCUAUUGAUCCAGUUUAUAUUAUCUUUUCAGCUUAAACAACUUCUAUGGUUACUUAAAUGACUAUAGAAAAUAAACUUGAAAAAACUAGAAAAGCAUUACUAACAGCUAAACCUGGUCGACAAACAUGUAUUUUUAUUGAUGAUGUUAAUAUGCCAUAACUAGAAGAAUAUGGAGCAUAACCUCCUAUUGAAUUACUUAGAUUAUUAGUUGAUAAAGGAUUUCUUUAUGAUAGAAAAGAACGAUUCUAAAAAUUCAUUGAAAAUGUUACCUUACUCUGUUGUAGUGCUCCACCUGGUGGUGGUCGUAAUCCACUUACUCCUAGAUUCACUAGGCAUUUUAAUAUGCUCUCUUUACCAUAACCUGCUUAGGCUACUCUUUUCAAAAUCUUUUUUAGCAUUCUAAAUGGAUUCUUUGGAUAAGGAUUUACUGAUCCUGUCAAAAAAAUGUCAGAUACCAUCACAAAUGCAACCAUUGAAAUUUAUGUUAGAAUUAUUAAAGAAAAAUUGCCAAUACCAUCUAAAUUUCAUUAUACUUUUAAUUUAAGAGAUGUUAGCAAAGUUUUCUAAGGUAUUUUGAUGGUCAAACCUGGAUUAGUUAGAGAAGUUGAUCAAGUUACUCGUCUAUGGGUACAUGAAGUUAGUAGAGUAUUUUAUGAUAGAUUAAUUAAUGAUAUUGAUCGUGAUUGGUUCAAAGAACUUGUCGGAGAUUUAUUAGGAAGGCAAUUUAAAUCUAGAAUAACUAAGGAUGAUGUUUAUGGAGCAAGUAAAGUUUUAUAUGGAGAUAUUUUAAAGAUUGAUUCAGAUAAUAGAGAAUACGAAGAAAUCAAAGAUCUUGUAAAGUUAGUUAAGAUAUUGGAGGAUAAGUUGGAUGAUUAUAAUACAGAAUGUAAUUCUAAGACAAGAUUAGUAUUUUUUGGAGAUGCUAUUGAUCAUAUUUUGAGAAUAUCUAGAAUACUCAGAUAACCAAGAGGAAAUGCUAUGUUGAUUGGUGUUGGAGGAUCAGGAAAAUAAUCAUUAACAAGAUUAUCAGCAUUUAUGUAGAAUCAAUAAACAUAAUCUUUAGAGAUAACAAAAAAUUUUUCAGUAGAUAACUUUUAAGAAUUUUUAAAGAAGAUAUUCUAAAUUUCAGGUUUGUAAGAGAAACCAUUAUGCUUUUUAUUUACUGAUUCUUAAAUUGUAUAUGAGAGUUUUCUUGAAGAUAUAAAUAAUAUUUUGAAUUCAGGAGAAGUACCAAAUAUUUGGAAACCUGAAGAAAAGUAACCAUUACUUGAAGAAGUAAAGAAAAUAAAUGCAAGAUUAAAGAGACCUGAGGAUCCUGAUACACUUUAUAAGACUUUUGUAGAAAGUGUUCGAAAUCAAUUGCACAUAGUAUUGUGUAUGUCACCAGUUGGAGAUGCAUUAAGAGUUAGAUGUCGUAAAUUCCCUGCAAUGGUUGAUUGUUGUACUUUAGAUUGGUUUUCAAGUUGGCCAGCAGAGGCAUUGGUAUCUGUGGCAACAAAAAUCUUAUAACAAGAAACAGAUUUUCCAUAGACAGAUAUACCAUAGAAAUAACUUAUUGAUAGUUUGGCAUAAAUGUGUAUGGAAAUUCAUAUAUCAGCUAAAGAUUGUGCUGAUAAAUUUGAAGCUGCUCUUAAAAGAAAGGUAUAUACAACUCCAAAGAGUUAUUUGGAUUUGAUAGGAUUAUAUUUAACUAGUUUAAAAAGAAAAAGAGAAGAAUUAUAAUUAAAAUAAAAGAGACUAUCAGGAGGAUUAGUAAAAUUGAAAAUGGCUAAUGAAUAAGUAGCAGGUUUAUAAGUUACAUUAACUGAUCUAAAACCAUAAUUGGAAGAAUCAUCAAUAAAGGUUUAAUAGGCUCUUGAAAAAGUUAAUUAAGAUUCAUACCUUGCCAGUUAAUAGGAAUAAUUAGUAAAGGCUGAAACAGAAGAAGUGAAUAAGAAAGCUUAGGAUGUAAAAAUAAUAGCAGAUGAUGCUUAAGCUGAUUUGGAUGUAGUAAUGCCAGAAUUAGAAAAGGCAUUAAAAGCAGUAGAAUAGAUGGAUGAAAAUGAAAUAAAGAUUGUAAGAACAUAUAAUAAUCCACCUUAAGCAGUGGUAAUGGUUUUGGAGGCAGUAUUAACUUUAUUAGGUUAAAAUACUAGUUGGGAUUCUGCUAAAAAGGCAAUGAUUGAUGUGGGAUCAUUUGUAAGUUAGUUGAAAAAUUAUCCAAGAGAUAAUAUUCCUGAGAAAAUUCUUAAUAAUUUAAAAAAAAUAAUUUCAAGAGAUGACUUUGUACCUGAUUUAAUAAGAACAAAGGCUAAACCUGCUGCAGAUAUGGCAUCAUGGUGUAUAGCUAUGAAUACAUAUGCAAAUGUAAGUAAGAAAGUAGAACCAAAGAAAAAGAAGGUGGCAGAAAUGAUGGCAAUAUUAGAUUAGGCAAAUAAAGAAUUAGCAGUUAAGGAAGGAGAACUUUUAAAAGUUAAAUAGGCAGUUAAGAAAUUAUAGUAGGAGACAGCAGAAAUGGCAUAAAAGAAGCAAGAUCUUGAAAACUUAAAAGAAUUAACUGAAGCUAGAUUAGAUAGAGCAUAGAAAUUAAUUAGUUUGACAGCAUCAGAGGCUGAAAGAUGGGCAAGAACAGUUGAAGAAUUAGGAAUUGCUAUAAUCAAUUUAAUAGGUGAUGUAUUUUUGGCAGCUGCAUCUAUUUCAUAUAAUGGACCAUUUACAGGACCGUAUAGAAAUGAAUUAAUUAAUCAUUGGACAGAAAAGGUUAGAGAAGCAUAAAUUCCUGUAUCUGAGAAAUUUACAUUAGUUGGUACACUUGGUGAUCCAUUAUAAUUGAGAGAUUGGACAAUUAAUAAAUUACCAAGUGAUUCUGUUUCUUAGGAGAAUUCUAUUCUUGCUACUUAAGGAUAUAGAUGGCCUUUAAUGAUUGAUCCACAAUAAUAAGCUAAUAAUUGGAUUAAGAGUUCUUUUUCUGCUCUUAAAUUAAAAGUUGUUAAAUUUUCAGAUCCAAAAUUUUAAUCUGAUAUGAGAUUAUGUAUUACUAAUGGAUAUCCUAUUUUGAUUUAAGAUAUUGAAGAGAAUUUGGAUCCAUCAAUUGAAACUAUAUUAUAAAAAUAAUAUAAAGAAUCUGAUGGUCGUAUUUUAAUUAAAUUUG